AUGCCCGUCCCUCCCCCUCCGGCGCCCCCGCCCCCACCGACGUUUGCUCUGGCCAAUACAGAAAAGCCUACCUUGAAUAAGUCCGAACAGGCUGGGAGAAAUGCCCUUCUGUCUGACAUCAGCAAAGGGAAGAAACUGAAGAAGACUGUCACCAAUGACAGAAGUGCACCGAUAUUGGACAAGCCCAAAGGCGCUGGUGCUGGUGGCAGUGGUGGCUUUGGUGGUGGCGGCGGUGGCGGUGGCGGUGGCGGUGGCAGUUUCGGAGGGGGUGGACCGCCUGGUUUGGGAGGACUGUUCCAGGCUGGGAUGCCGAAGCUGAGAUCCACAGCCAACAGGGAGAGUGAUUCUGGAGGAAGCCGACUCCCAGUUUUGCCACCGGGAGGAAGAUCCACAUCUGCCAAACCUUUCUCACCCCCAAGUGGCCCAGGGAGAUUUCCUGUGCCUUCCCCAGGCCACAGAAGUGGUCCCCCAGAGCCUCAGAGGAACCGAAUGCCUCCCCCAAGGCCCGACGUGGGCGCAAAGCCUGAAAGCAUUCCCCCUCCAGUACCUAAUACACCAAGACCCAUUCAAUCAAGUCUGCACAACCGAGGGUCCCCACCAGUGCCUGGGGCCCCCAGGCAGCCCAGCCCUGGGCCAACUCCUCCCCCUUUCCCUGGAAACCGAGGUGCUGCUUUUGGAGGAGGCUCCAUACGCCAGACACCCUCAGGCUCCUCCUCACCCUUCUCCAACAGGCCUCCCCUGCCCCCUACCCCCAGCAGGGCCUUGGAUGACAAACCCCCUCCUCCGCCUCCUCCAGUGGGCAACAGGCCCUCCGUCCAUAGGGAGGCAGUCCCACCCCCUCCCCCUCAGAACAGCAAGCCCCCAGUGCCUUCUACCCCGAGGCCUUCCCCCUCCUCACAGGCCCCACCGCCACCGCCGCCACCAAGCAGACCAGGCCCUCCUCCCCUGCCUCCGGGUUCCAGUGGCAGUGAUGAAACCCCAAGACUCCCACAGCGGAAUCUGUCCCUUACUUCUUCGUCUGCACCCCCCUUACCUUCACCAGGACGUUCGGGCCCUCUUCCUCCCCCGCCCAAUGAGAGACCCCCUCCUCCAGUGAGGGACCCACCAGGCAGAUCAGGCCCUCUCCCACCACCCCCUCCAAUAAGCAGAAAUGGCAGCACAUCUCGGGCCCUGCCUGCCACCCCCCAGUUGCCGUCCAGGAGUGGAGUAGAUAGUGCCAGGAGUGGACCUAGGCCUCCUCUUCCUCCCGACAGGCCUGGUGCUGGGGCACCUCCCCCUCCUCCACCAUCAACAUCAAUUAGAAAUGGCUUCCAAGACUCUUCAGGUGAAGAUGAGUGGGAAAGCAGAUUCUACUUCCAUCCGAUUUCUGAUUUGCCACCUCCAGAGCCAUAUGUACCAACGGCCAAAAGUUAUCCCAGUAAACUGGCAAGAAAUGAAACCCGGAGUGGAUCCAACCGAAGAAAGGGCCCCUCUCACUCCCUCUCCCAUCCAGUGAUCUUCACCUGCUCUUCUCCAUCUGAGCCCAAGAGCUACUUCUGUUGUUACUAUCCAAGGAACACAAACCCCUCCUCCCUUAAUAUAUGGCCCCUUCAUACUGGCAAUAGGGAGGAAGGUAUAUUUUACAUUGAGAGUACAUCUCCUUUCCGACUAGUCACAUCCCAAGUGCUCAGCCACAUGUGGCUGGCGGCUACCGUAUUGGACAGCACAGGCCCAGAAGACAGAGGAUGGUGUAGCCUAGUAAAAGUGUUUGGGAAUGAGGGUGAUACCAAUUACUCAAGUGGACCAGGAAUGUUUACCCCCAUGGCCCAGGGAGUCCUGAGAGCCUUCACAGGGUGUCGAGCAGAUGGCAGCCCUACCAGGCCGUUUUUCCUCUUCUUCCCCAUCCCCUGCAGCUAG
Molecule: messenger RNA, 1896 nt
Organism: Puma concolor (puma)
Lineage: Eukaryota; Metazoa; Chordata; Mammalia; Carnivora; Felidae
Source: RefSeq, a predicted model, not a curated record